UGCUGCAGUAUAUUCAGCACGCACAUGUGUUAUGGUUUAGAAUCACGGCUGACAGCUGUAGGAGAAAGAUCUCGCGUACCCACGCUCAGUUUCCUAAGGCAGCUAUCGGAUUAAAAAGAUAUUAGGGAAGUAAUCGUGCAUCAAAUCACGGGGGUUGGAUUUCUAAAUUCUGUAUUAUGGGUGCAUGUUGUUGAAGAUCUUGUUUCACGAAGUCCAGACGGAAAAAGGUCAGCGCAUCCACAGCAGGUUGGCUGCCGGUGUGUCCCGGGUCAUUUCACCGGUCCGUCUGGUGAAGACUGCACCACGCGCCGGACUAGUUAGAUACAUUAUCUUGUGUUUGAAAAGCUGACCAUCACAUUGGUUGUUUUCAAUCAACAGAAACCUGUCUAUUGGAGUACACAUUGUGCCUAAAAAAAUGGCCACUAAAGUGAUAACAGUGCCCAUCAUGAGCACCAACGAUGCGGCCACCCGUUUCCGGCAGAACUGGCUGUCCCGCAACCCGCCUUCACCCCAGCUGCACAGCGACACUUCAAGCAAUGGCUCCACAGAAUGUAACCUGGACGACAGCCUGACCAGCCUGAAUUGGCUGCAGAACCUGCGGAUCAUGCGCAUCCAGCAGCCCACCCCGCCCAGCAGCCCCUCCCCGCUGGGCUCGGCCUGCCAGCGCCUCAACACCACCAUCACCAUCCAGGCUAAGGGUCCCAACGGCGGAAUCCCCCGACUUAAGACCACGCAAGAAGAAGCCAAGGCAAUAUCCCGCAUCGGACACCACCACCCAAUGACCACCACCACCAGCAUAGAUCAGAUUGACUACAAGACGAACCAGUACGUCAAGCCGCCCUACUCCUAUGCCACUCUGAUUUGGAUGGCCAUGAAGGCUUCCAAGAAGAACAAGAUCACACUGUCGGCCAUCUACAAGUGGAUCACGGAAAACUUCAAGUACUACCAGACGGCGGAUCCAAGUUGGCAGAAUUCCAUCCGCCACAAUCUCUCUCUCAACAAGUGCUUCAUGAAGGUUCCACGGAGGAAGGAUGAGCCAGGCAAGGGGGGAUUCUGGCAGAUUGACCCCGCCCACGCCGAUCUCCUGGAGAAUGGCAUCUUCAAGAAGCGACGGUGCAGCUCGACCAGAGACUUCUUCCCUGAGAACAUCAAACGGAUCAAGAUUGAGCCGAUCGACGAUGGGUAUGAGUGUCAUGACAAGCACCACAGUCGGAAACAGUCGGCGCCCAAGCGGAAAGCCCCAGACCACGACCAGCCGAAGUUCAGGCCGUUCCAGCUGAACAGUUUGGGCAGUGCUGACUUAUCCGACUCGGAUGACAAUCUGCCCAGUGCUGUCCUCAGAGGCGACAUUGGCUGGAAUUCCAUCUUUCAGUCGGAGAUUGACGUUGAAGGCAUCAAGGUCAAGACGGAAGACAUCUUGGACGAAGCCGAGCAAGACAGGUGCUCGUCCCCGUUUCUACAAAUCAGUCCGCCGCCGUCGAACGAGGCACCCCAGGACUUUGGGGACUUUUUGGACUUGUCCAUCAGCGGAGUGCAUAUACCGCGACCGGCCUGGUUCGAUGAGCACUUGCAUGAUCUAGACUUUACCUCCGAGGAGGCCGAGAUGCUGUUGAGUGGGAUUGACUUGCCUCCGUCACCGGUCAGCUCCAUUAACGACCAGCAGUCGCACCCUUGGGCUGAAGCGGGUGGUCCUGCCUCGUUUGAUGUGGAGGACUUGCUAGGCCUCCGGAGCGUUUCUGGAGAUGAUAUGCCUUGGGACCUAUCACUUCAACCUGUACCAUCACCAUGAACCAUUACAGCCAAUAAUUAUAAAUAUUCUAUAUUGUGUGCAUACCAAAAGGGCACAAUGUGCCAUAUUUAAUCCUACACUUGGAAAUAUUUAAUAAGAUUAGCCAUCACAUGACAGAAGUAAGAUCCAAUGCAAAAACAAAAUCUGCCCACCAUUUGGUGUCAUCUGGUAAGCAGCAUUGUGCAAAAUGGCCCAAAUCAUGAGUAUUGUUCCAUUAGAAUUUUAUAUUGUGCAGUAAAAGACAAUCAUGGUAUUCAUAUAACAAUUGAAUGCAUGUGGCUCCCAUAAUGUGCCUUAGCAAUGACUUUUGUCAAAUCAUGAUAGAAAAUUCAUUUUAGAUUUCGGAGUAAAAUCUGCAAUUGUGUCAGUCGGGUUUCAGCUUUAAAUAUAUAUUUUUUUGGUGUUCAUACCUUGCUCAUGAGCUGUGUUGAACUUCAGAACAUGUAAGUUUCACAGAAAAUCAUUAUCCUUAAAAUGGACAGAUACCUUGUUAAUGCUACCAAUUAAAUUCAGACCAGUUUUUGAGCCCUUCUGAUAUCCAAACAUUUUCCUAAUAAAAUGGAAACUUCACUGAAUCGCGAUGCCCAAAUUGAAGAAAAAUUAACAAAUGCAAAAAUGAAGGACUCCCCAAGGAUCAUGGAUGGUUAAAAUUGUAAUUUAAAUUAAAUUCAAGAGCUGGCUCUUGCCGUUUGCGGUGUAUUUUGCAUUUCAAAUAAUUGUAAAUAAUUUGUCUUGCCUGGCGCAAGAUAAAACAAAUCACUUCAGAGAAUCUAUAUAGUUAUAUUACAGUUUGCUUUUGGUGCAGCUUAGACCUAAUCGUGUUCGCUAUGUGUGAUUUUAAUUUUUGUAUUCACCUACUUGUCAUCUUCUGUGUGAAAUAAUGUGAUAAUGUUACUCGUGGUUCAUAAUGUAUUUUUAAUCUCACAGUCAGAGUCAUUCAUCAUGUCCUAGGGGUGGGCGUCAGAACCGGGUACCCGAGUUACCCCGAGUACGGUUCCAGAAUAUGGAAACAAGUACCCGUAACCAACUUGACAUGCUACUUAGUAACUUCUCUGACAAUGAAAAGGAAACAUUUCAAAUGUCAUUUGUGGAGAAUUUUCAAAAUGAAUACCGAGCUAAACGGAAAAACAAAACAGAUUCACGUUUAAGACGCUUGCGAAAAUGCACAUUAAAGAUACAUGCAGACCUAUUGAGCUCACUGUACACACCUUUAUCUUGCUGUAUCACGCACCGAUGUGGUGGUAGCGUGCCAAGCUUUAUGGACAAUCUGUACAGCAAUUUCCAAGAUUUUAAUUUUAGCCUUGGUUUCUUUAACAGAUACCUUUUAUUUUUUUAAAAUUGGGUACUCGAUUCUCGUACUACCUGUUUAUGCACACCCCUAGGAUGUCCAUGUCCAUACUGUAUUCAAUGCAAUUAUGAUUUGAUUUUUCAAAUUGCUGGUGUAUCUGCUGUUAAUGUGUUUCUUUUUACUUUGUCAUGCAAUAACAUUUUCAAACCACUGGUUCGUUUGCUACGCUCGCCCAAACCAAAAAAAAACAGUCAUUUUCUGUUGAAGGGGUACUUACAGACAUUUAAAUAAAAUUUCAAACAAUGCACUUAAUUAAUUAAUAUUUGAAACGUAAUACACAAUUUGGAUAUUUCAAUAUUUGUCCAAAACCUGCCCUAUUUGAUGUGUGACAUUUAGAAUCAACAGAACUCUGACUAGCACAUGUGCACUGAAUUAGCAAUCACAAUGAUUCCGUCCAAGUAUUUUUGUUCAUAUUGAAUUUACAGAUGUGAAGUCGCUCUAUUUUAUUUUUAAUGCCUUCAGUUUGGCUUGUAAAGAAAUAAAAAAUGCAAUAGAAAUACUA
Patiria miniata (bat star) is the source of this 3639-nucleotide messenger RNA. It is a transcript of the gene foxj1, whose product is annotated as forkhead box protein J1-B-like. Gene Ontology annotation, biological process: regulation of DNA-templated transcription. The record is from RefSeq and is a predicted model, not a curated record. Gene Ontology annotation, molecular function: sequence-specific DNA binding; DNA-binding transcription factor activity. Bases 416 to 1789 code for a protein of 457 amino acids. Lineage: Eukaryota; Metazoa; Echinodermata; Asteroidea; Valvatida; Asterinidae. The transcript has 3 exons.